AUGUCGGAAACGGUACCAAUCCCAGAGCCCUGGGGGCUGCCGCUUCUCGGCAACAUCAAUGAGAUCAACCCUGAAUUUCCCCUGGGGUCCAUGAUGUCGCUGGCCGAUCAAUACGGCGAGGUCUACCGUCUGCGUUUCCCUGGCCGCUCGAUCGUCGUCGUCUCGACGCGAGCUUUGGUCAAUGAGACCUGCGAUGAGAAGCGAUUCAAGAAGUCCAUCAACUCGGCGCUAAAUGAAAUCAGAGAUGGCGUCCACGACGGCCUUUUCACAGCGAAAAUGGGUGAGGAGAAUUGGGGCAUCGCACACCGCGUUCUCAUGCCUGCAUUCGGCCCCCUUUCAAUUCGCAACAUGUUCGAUGAGAUGCACGACAUCGCCACUCAAUUGACACUCAAGUGGGCACGAUACGGCUCCGAAUCGCAGAUUAUGGUCACCGACGAUUUCACCCGAUUGACCCUCGAUACCCUGGCAUUAUGUUCCAUGGGUUACCGUUUCAACAGCUACUAUUCGCCAGUUCUUCACCCAUUUAUUGAGGCAAUGGGCGAUUUCCUGGUCGAGGCCGGCAACAAGUCUCGCAGGCCGCCCCUGCCAGGAGUUUUUUUCCGCGGACGGGACCAGAAGUUCAGUGACGAUAUUGAGGUUCUCAGAAGCACCGCGAGAGAAGUUCUGGAGGCACGAAAGGCCGAGGGAGAGAGGAGCACCCGUCGCGACUUGCUGACGGCCAUGCUGGAAGGAGUCGACUCGAAGACCGGAAAGAAGAUGACUGAUGAGAGUAUCAUGGACAACCUGAUCACGUUUUUGAUUGCCGGACACGAAACAACAUCUGGUCUCCUUUCAUUCGCCUUCUACCAGCUUCUGAAGCACCCGGAGGCCUACCAGAAGGCCCAGCAGGAAGUCGACAGCGUCGUCGGCAAGGGACAGAUCAAGGUCGACCACCUCUCGAAGCUCCCUUACAUCAACGGCGUGCUCCGCGAGACCCUCCGCAUCAACGCCACCAUCCCGCUGUUCACCGUCGAGCCAUUCGAGGACACCCUUCUCGGCGGAAAGUACCCGGUCAAGGCGGGCGAGACCAUCAUCAACCUGCUAGCCAAGUCCCAACUCGACCCCUCCGUGUACGGCGAGGACGCCAACGAAUUCAAGCCGGAGCGCAUGUUCGAUGACAACUUCAACCGCCUCAACAAGGAGUUUCCCAACUCGUGGAAGCCGUUCGGAAACGGCAUGAGGGCGUGCAUCGGUCGGCCCUUUGCUUGGCAGGAGGCCCUCCUGGUCAUGGUCAUGCUUCUCCAGAACUUCAACUUCGUUCUGGACCCGAACUACACCUUCGGCGUCAAGCAGACGCUGACUAUCAAGCCGAAGGACAUGCACAUGCGCGCCAUCCUGCGCGACAACCUGACGCCGACGACGCUGGAGCGUCGCUUGGCUGGUCUCGCCGAGCCCGAGAAGGCCCCCGCCUCCGCCAAUGGCAACGCCAACGGUGCAGCUGCUGAAAGCAAGGACGGAAUGCCGCUCACCAUCCUUUACGGUUCCAACAGCGGUACUUGUGAGGCUCUGGCUCAGAGAGUUGCGUCGGAUGCUUCGUCUCACGGCUUCCGCGCCACCAAGAUCGACUGCCUCGACAGCGCCAAUGGCAGUCUGCCGACAGACCAGCCGGUAGUCAUCAUCACCGCUUCUUAUGAGGGUCAGCCUCCCGACAAUGCUGGCCACUUUGUCGCAUGGAUCGAGGGCCAGGACAAGGAGAAGGCACCUCUCAAGGACGUCUCCUACGCCGUCUUCGGAUGCGGUCACAAGGACUGGGUGCAGACCUUCCACCGUAUCCCCAGGCUCGUCGACAGCACCAUGGAACAGCUUGGUGCGACGCGUUUGGCCGAGGCCGGUCUCACCGAUGCCUCUACCGGCGAGGUCUUCACCAACUUCGAGAGCUGGGAGGAUGACGUUCUCUGGCCUGCACUGACCAACAAGUACAAGACCACGAGCGCAGAUGACAGCAAGACCAAGGGCGUCGACGUCACCAUCAGCAACCCUCGCACGUCCGCACUGCGCCAGGAUGUCAAGGAGGCCUCUGUCGUCAAGGCCCAGACUCUCACGAAGGGCGGCGACCCCAGAAGCAUCAAGAAGCAUGUCGAGAUCAAGCUACCCGAGGGUAUGACCUACACCGCGGGUGACUACCUCGCCGUUCUCCCCAUAAACCCCAAGGAGAACGUACACCGCGCCAUGCGCCGCUUCCACCUGGCUCGCGACGCCCAUCUCAGCAUCAAGACGGACGGACCUACCUCGCUGCCCAUCGACAGCUCGGUGCCGGCGAAUGAUCUCCUGAGCUCGUACGUCGAGCUCUCGCAGCCUGCGACGAAGAGGAAUCUCCUCGCUCUGGCAGAGUACGCUAAGGAUGAGGAGACCAAGGCAACCCUGAACCGCCUUGGCGGCGACGCCUAUGCCGAUGAGGUCAGCGCGAAGCGCGCUUCAGUUCUUGACCUGCUGGAACGCUACCCUUCCGUUGAGUUGCCCAUCGGCGUCUUCCUUUCUAUGAUGCCGCCCAUGCGUGUCAGACAAUACUCUAUCUCAUCUUCCCCCAUGGCCUACCCUUCCAACGUCACCCUCACCUUCUCCGUUCUUAACGAGCCGUCACUUUCCGGUCAGGGCCCUUACAUCGGCGUCGCCUCAUCCUACCUCGACUCGCUCGCCGAGGGCGACACCCUCCACGUCGCCAUCCGCCCAUCCCACGCCGCCUUCAGCCUCCCCUCCGACCCCGAGCGAACGCCCAUGAUCUGCGUCGCCGCCGGCACCGGUCUCGCCCCCUUCCGCGGUUUCAUCCAGGAGCGCGCCACCAUGAUCGCCGCGGGCCGCACGCUGGCGCCCGCGCUGCUCUUCUUCGGCUGCCGCUCCCCCGAGCACGACGACCUCUACCGGGACGAGUUCGACAAGUGGGAGGAGGCCGGCGCCGUCUCGGUCCGCCGCGCCUUCAGCCGGGACUGCGACAAGAGCGAAGGCUGCAAGCACGUGCAGGACCGCAUGUGGAAGGACCGCGAGGAGCUCGUGGAGCUCUGGAAGCAGGGCGCCAAGGCCUACGUCUGUGGCUCUCGCGGCGUGGCGGAGUCGGCGAAGGAGACUAUCAUCAAGAUCAAGGUUGAGAUGGAGAAGGCCAAGGGUGAAGAGACGGAUGCCGAGGGUGUCAAGGAGUGGUUCGAGGCGUUGAGGAACAUCCGUUACGUCACGGAUGUGUUUGACUAG
Molecule: messenger RNA, 3222 nt
Organism: Colletotrichum karsti
Lineage: Eukaryota; Fungi; Ascomycota; Sordariomycetes; Glomerellales; Glomerellaceae
Exons: 5
Coding region: 1-3222 (1073 amino acids)
Cellular component (GO): cytosol
Molecular function (GO): iron ion binding; FMN binding; flavin adenine dinucleotide binding
Source: RefSeq, a predicted model, not a curated record